UUCUGGGGAUUUGACCCCAUGACCUUCUGAGUCAGAGGUGAGGGGGCUGCUCAGUGAGCCAUGGCAGACUGCAGGGAUCAACUGGGAGUCAGUUGGCUCUGCAUGCCUUUUGGGGUUCCAGUGAACCAGUCGACUGUAUGAGCCAUCAUCUGCUGUGAAGAAAUAAAUAUUGUUUACCAGCACCACCCACUUCUGAGUGAUAUUCAAAAGAACCCUCACAAUCUGCUUUGCUGAAAUCCAUUAUCGCACUGAUGAUACCGACUGUCCGUGUGAAUUGGUGUGUGGAGGAGGUGUAAUUAGCAAUGAAUAUUUAGCGGACUGUAAACUGGAGGUUAAGGAUUUUGCCCUGCCUGUGAAUGAUGAUACCAACCCUUGUGGCUUCUUUUCUCUCCAAGAGGGACGGCUACCAUUUCUAACACCAGCAACCCAGAGUUCUUUUUUUUACAUAACCAAUGUGAAUGAGAAGUACCCAUGAGGACGGAGUCAGUUAAUUGGUUUGCCUGGCGAUAAGGGGAUGGACGGCUAUGAGAUUUGAAGACGACAAUGCUUUUCAAUGACCACCUUUGACUAUACUUACGGUCUCAGUGUUGCCCACCAGGUUGGCGCAUUUAACACAAGAGCUCUGGACUGACUUUGUUCAGCAGUGAGCAGCUGUCUGCUAUGGAAUCUGGUCGAACAAGCAGAGACCGAGAGAAGGAGAAAGGGGAAGAUAUUCGGCGACCUAAUAAGCAGACGUCGCGGAGUCCCCAUGGCACUCGUCCUGGCUCAAACCAGUCAUCUGGGGUUCUUAUGGUUGGACCAAACUUCAGGGUUGGCAAAAAGAUUGGAUGUGGAAACUUUGGGGAGCUUCGACUAGGUAAAAAUCUCUACACAAAUGAAUACGUAGCAAUCAAACUGGAGCCCAUUAAGUCACGAGCGCCACAACUUCAUUUAGAAUACAGGUUUUACAAGCAACUUGGGAGCUCAGCUGAAGGAGUUCCUCAAGUUUAUUACUUUGGACCAUGUAGUAAAUAUAAUGCCAUGGUGCUGGAGCUGCUGGGACCAAGUCUGGAGGAUCUGUUUGAUCUGUGUGACCGGACGUUCACACUAAAGACCGUGCUAAUGAUUGCCAUUCAGUUGCUGAACCGAAUGGAGUAUGUUCACUCAAAGAGCUUAAUCUACAGAGACGUCAAGCCGGAAAACUUUCUAAUUGGAAGGCAAGGCAAUAAAAAGGAACACAUAAUCCAUAUAAUAGACUUUGGUUUAGCCAAGGAGUAUGUUGAUCCUGAUACCAAAAAGCACAUCCCCUACAGGGAACACAAGAGCUUAACGGGCACUGCAAGAUACAUGUCCAUCAACACUCACCUGGGCAAAGAGCAAAGCCGCAGAGAUGACUUGGAGGCUUUAGGACACAUGUUUAUGUAUUUUCUACGAGGCAGUCUCCCCUGGCAGGGAUUAAAGGCAGAAACAUUAAAGGAACGCUACCAGAAAAUUGGGGAUACAAAACGAAACACUCCGAUUGAAGUUCUCUGUGAGAGCUUUCCAGAGGAGAUGGCGACGUACCUCCGCUAUGUCAGGAGGUUAGACUUCUUUGAAAAACCAGACUACCAGUAUUUACGCACACUAUUCACAGAUCUUUUUGAAAGAAAGGGCUACGCUUUUGAUUAUGCAUACGACUGGGUUGGCAGGCAAAUACCCACACCAGUUGGACCCAGUCAUGGGGAUCAUGGACUAAACAGAGAAGGCCACACACACCGAGAAAAAGCCACGCAUCAGCAGCCACUCCGAAACCAGACAGGAGGAGCUGACCGCAGAGGAGCAUGGGAAAUUCAGCCUAAUCGGCAACAAAAUCCUUCAUACCUGACUUCCCAGCUGGCGUCAGACAGACACGGGGGCUCAGUCCAGGUGGUCAGCUCAACUAACGGCGAGCUCAACGUCGAUGACCCAACAGCAGCACACUCCAGUGCACCAAUCGCAGCCCAACCAGAGGUGGAACUUUCAGAAGAUACUAACUGCAUCAAAGUGCUCAACAUGUGGUGUUGCUGUUUCUUCAAGAGGAAAAGGAAGAAGAAUGCAGAUAGGCACAAAUGACUGCAGCUUUCGAGGGGCGGCGAGGUUCUGCUUGCAUGUUCAACUCCCUUUGUUUUGGAUGAAAAUGCCACGUGACUGGUUGAGAAGCUUCAGACUCUGAUCCUUGUUUUGUAUGAUUAUUAUUUUUUUGCCUGUGCCUGCGUGUUCUCCGCUGGGAAAGGAUCCUCUUAUUUUCCUUCAAAACACUCAGGCUCAAUUGCACUUCUUACCAUGAUGACCAAAUUCCCACAAGAGAAAUGGCCAGACAGACGCAGAUGCAGAAGUCCUCAGGCUUUUCACUUUUCCUGGCUGCGGUUUAGGGCGGACGGGGGUGUGGGAGAAGUGUGGUUUGGAGGAGGUGGGGAUGGGGUGGGGGGAGGGGGUAAGGUGGUGAGGAAACUGGGUGAUCGGCACCUCUUCCACACCACCACAAAUCGAGAUGAACAGUGUGGUGAAACACUCGCUCUGGGUACAAAUAGACUCUUCAGUGCCGAGCUGCCCACCCAGAGGAACGAGGAGUAAGCCAAACUGACAUGGGCAGAUACAGGUGCACUUGUCGCAAAAAAAAAACAAAGUGGUUGUUCUAUUUUGUGAUGUAGCAUAUAAGCUGUGAGAAAUUUUAAAAUCUACUGUUUUUCCCUUCCUCCACUUCCCUCUUCCCCUUCACUGUUCAAACUUUUCUUGACCUUGUUUGCAACUUUUGGGCUUUGGCCGUUGUAAGCCGGCUGAAGUAAUUUUUACGAAAAGAGAUGGGCUCUUUUGCUUUCUUAAGGUGCACUUAAUGUUGGGGUGGGUGCGCGCGUGUGUGUGAAUGUGCGUGUGUGUGUGUGUCUAUGUUGCUGACAUCCAGAUUCGAUCAAAUGCAGUGUGAAUUGUGAACACACACUGGCUGCUGCAGUAAUUUCCAAGCCAGUACUGCCACUUUUAAACAUGUUUUUUUUAGUUGAAAUGUUUGAUGGUUAUUAUCCAAAGAGCACUGUUUCUGUGGAAACAUUACAAAGUGAAAACAGCAUUAAUUUCCUUCCUGUCCUCCUCCUCCUCCUCCUCGCCUUUCUCUCUCUGUCUCUCCCCUCCCCUAAGAGUUGGCACGUAGGAUGCCUACAAAUGUCACUGACAUCUGAUCUAAGGGCGACUGCAUAGCAGUUGCCAAAGUGAAUAGACAGCAUAUUUAUGUACGCUUUGGGCAAUUUUCACAGGGCACAAAGGAAGAUAGUUAGGAGCACUGCAUGUGGUGAUGUCAUCCUCGAGGACAGACUCUUCUGACUCUGGCCAGGUGGCCUGGAGCUUUUUCCUGACCUGUCUCCCUUGUUGUGGUUGUAGGAUUUGCUCAUCUUCAUAGGGUCCGAAUGAGUGGCAUUCUUUUCAUAACAUGCAAGCAGCAACUUGAAAAGGAUUGAAUGCAUUGGGAUUGUAGGAAAUGCUCCCAGUGUUUUGACCGAAUGGGUGGGAGAGCUGCGAGGUGCAGGGUUGUGUGGUUGGGGUUUGUUUGGUCAGCAUGAAGGGUGGGUGGGGUUUACAGAGGAAUUCCCCUCUGUGACAUAUUCAGAAAUUGGAUCCUUAAGCAACUCCUAACCUGCUGGCCAGUGACUGCGGAGAUUCCUGCUUGAGGUAGCUGUAUCCUCAGGAAGCUGCAAAGUGCCUGUGGCUUUACUUACCCUCCUCAUGCUGCGGCUGAAACCCAAAGGCUGGGCACCGGAGAUGAGUUCAUGGAGAUUAACCAUUUUGCCCGAAGUGAUUCCCCAGUUCUCCCGUGGGUUAGAUAGCUGGGUUGAGGCAAAUUGAGCAAUGGAGAUGUUAGCACUGCAUCCCAGCUACAUGUCUGGACACAACACCAGAGGGUCUGAGUAUGGUUAAAUGACCAGAAUUAACUAACCGUACCAUAACUAAUGCCCCAAGUACAGUUCAGUUAAGUUUCUAUAGCAAUGCGAACUGAACCAAAGUACUUCCGAAUGCGGUGAAUCUCAUCCACGUCUGGAUCAUCCUACUCAAAUCAUUUGACAUCAUUGAGCCCUGGUUUUUACCUCUGAAAUCUAUGGAUUGAAGUGAUGCAAUGUUACUCUGGACAUUCCUGCUCACAUAUUCCAAAUGAUCCUGAAGAGGUGUCUGUAGGAGAGUCCUUCCUUGGGCGUUUGCAUGUGUCUUAAAGGUUCAUUAUCUGCAGUUAUCUUAGUUCGCAACAGGCUCUGUACCAGGUACAUGAAAGAUUUUACUUGGGGCAAUCAGUAACUUCAGUGACAAGAAAAUUCUCCUGAACAUCCAGUAGACUGUUAAUUGGCUGCUGAUCAUUGUAACCAGCAAACCACUAUUAGUCAAACACUAUAGCAAGUCAAAUGUCCCAGUGCAUUGAAAGGCUGGUGUUGACCAUCUGUUGCUGCCACAUGCACUCCUGAGUCUAUCUAGGAGUUUCGAUAUGGGAAGAUGGAAACGGAGGAAACCGGCUCAGGCUAUGUGGGAGGAAGCAAUCUUCUCUUUCAAGAGUUGUGCAAGCUGUUUGAAUCUCCUUUUGUGGUCUCAUCAUGCAAAAUGUUAACAUUGUUAUCUGUUCAAUAUUCUGCUCUUUUUAACACUGAAACAAGCGGCUGGUUUUUAGUUACCAGGUUGUGCAGCAACACUUUUAAUUGAUUGUCAAAAAAAUAAUUAUUUUAAAUUGGCACCUUUCCUGCGGGGGUGCAGAGAGGUGGGGAAAUGCAACUUCUCGAAGGCUGUAGUCCCAGUUCUUUGAACUAGACAUUGUUCCUUAAAGUGCGGAAUUUCUCAGGCCAGUAACUUAAUGCAUUUCGAGAGAUAUUUCAAAGGAGGUAUGGAGGCUCCAGGACCAGAGGAGCUGUUAGCAGGCAGUGGAUUGCACUGGUUAAACUGUCUGUGUAGACAGUUCCGAUUUGACUUAACUAGUCCUUUAUCCAGGUAUCCUCUUGCUGCUGUCAGGUUAACUUGUUAGUGUGGAUAACUCCAGAUGAUCUGUUUACUCAAAGUACAAUCUACUCGUUUCAAAAUUGUGUAACUUGAAUUAUGUUGAUGAGAAUUGUACAUGAAUGCACUUGCCUCUUGUGCAAUUUUAUUUGACUUGCUUAAUUCAAACCAUCGGUUAAUUGAGACUUUCUUUCCAAGCAAAGUACAAACUUGAAUGACCAGAAGUAGACAGUAUUUGGAGUGUUCUGGCACAUACCUCACACUUGUGUUGAUUCUCGUCAUAUUUAACCAUUCUGUGCUGUAACUUUCAAAGGGCUUAAGGUAUUCUGUGGAAGAAGCUGACGGAGCAGCAGAGAGAGGGGGGAAAACGACUUAUUUGGGGAGUCGAGAAAGACACCACCUCAGCAGCAACAGCCAAAAAAAAGCAUUAAGACUGACGCAUUGCAUUGCUCAGGUUGCAAUGAAGGGAAAUUGGCUUGGGAAGCACUCUCCAGUGCUUGAAUCUAAAUUGAUCAUAGCCCCUUGUGUGUCUCUGCCAACUGUGGGCAUCAGGGACCAAAUAAGGCUUUGUUGACCGUGCUGAGAGCCCUGGAGAAUGGCUCAAAUUUGUUGGUGCAGUGCUGGUAAACUUAGAGGACGUGAUGCUCCUUCACCUCCUUUGCAACCCAGUCAGACAAGAUCUAUUUUCCAGGAGGCAGCUCUGUAAGAAUUGAAGAAAUGAAACAAUGAUUGUACAUUUCAUUAGCUGCAAUUGAUCUUCCACUUUAUUUUGUUAUUUCAGAAUACUCCUUAUAGCCUUAAGAAUUUUAAUUUAAAAUACAUUUUGUGGAAAAUCAUAAUUUGUUUGUAUUUUUCCCAGAUGCUUUGAAAUGCUCCUAUAAGGCCCUUCUGUUGUUCCUUUAUUAAAAGGUACAAAGAAGCUAAACAUCUACAGUGUUUGGAAAACAGACUUGGGAAGGAGUUGUAAUGUCUCCUGAUGAGCUGCUGCAAGUAAACAUUGUUACACAUUCUGACAGGCAGAGCAACUCAUCAAAUACCAUUCCAAAAUAUAGAUUAGUAUCACAUUCCAGUCAUGAAACAUGUUAUGAAACUGCCCAUACAAAAAAAACAAGCACUGGGAAUUACCUCUAAAGGAACAGGGGAGCUCAGCUCUUGUGAACAACUUUUGGUGUCUGUCUUGGAUGCUCUUUCUGUCUUAAGUGUUAUGUUUUCUGUUUGGGUUGACCUUUCCUCAUUGACCCUGUUGGGAGAGGCUGGGAACUACCUGAGGUAAAACGUAGAGUUUUUUUUUUAAGAAAGAGGGUUACGUAGCUGUUGACUGGUGAAGUACAAACCCAUUAUAGAUUCCUUAAUAGCUGGUUGUUUGGAACUUUGAUCACUGCUGUCAGAACUCAUACUUGAACAUGAUGAUUUAGCGAUACAGUGGAGCCUAUAAUAUCCAGUCACUUCAGGAAGAAGCCUGCCCCGAAUCUCCUUACAAUGCAGCUUUCAGGUGUAAUAAUAUUUGAAUGAGACAACAUUGCAGAUUUGUCUGAUUCUUCCUCCCUCUCUCAGUGGCUGUUUUGUCAGGACCAGCUUCCACUAAGUACUGUCCUAACUUUUUCUAACGGGACCUAAACCAGUGGGUUUGGCCUGGUUGCUUAGGCAGGAAGGCUUCUAUUUAAUCAAAGUGACUGGAGGAUUAGGUUUCACUAUCAAUGAGACUUCCUUUUGUUCGUUUUGCUCCGACCUUGAGCGUGUGAGUAAAAGCUGUGUUUUUACUCUUUGUGGUCUUGUAAAUAUAGCACACGUUCGCUUACUGAGCAUGAGUUUCUUAAUAAAAUUCUCAAAAUUCUAGACUAUAAUAAUUACAAAAAAAAAACAACCAAGUUUUGGUUUGUUUUCUUGUUUUACAACUGUUGCUGUUUGUGCUGCUUGUUCUGUAUCCACAGGGGAGGGUUCUCACGAGUUGGCCACAGUUUUGUUUUUGUAUAAAAUACAACUGUGGAAAUCAUUUUUUUUAAAAAAAAAAGAAUGGUUAAACAUGUCUGUCCUUUUUCUUGGUAAAGUAACCUUUUGUUCCUAUUUUCUUUUAAAAAUUGAGAAUUAAAUAGUUUUCUAUGUGCACUCCUGGCACCAGCCUGAGCUUACAUGCUGUCAACAUUCGAACAUUAUGGUAAGAGAUGGGGAAGUUUCUCUUUCUGAAUUAACCAUACGAGUAGGUUGCAAACCUUUGUGGUCAAUCCCAUUAUAGCACACUCUGGGGAAACUCUUGUCAAGUUUACCACCCAUUUGAUUUUUCUCUUGUUUCCUUUUAAACGACCUUUUGAUGGUUUGAUGAUUCAACCCUGAAUUCUGCAGUGACUUGUUUCCCUUUCUAAACGUUGUUUCAGCACUCCAAUCCAGAUGUAGACCAAUCUUCGACAGAUAGUUUUGCCUCUUGUCAAGCUAAGAUGAAUGGGUCUGUCCCGUGUCCAGCCAUUUGGACACCACUUCACCUGAUCAGCCUUCCACCUCAAGGCCUCUCAUUUCCAAGCAGUUAUUAGUAAUCAAGCCACACACAGCACAAUGUUUUCACUUUGUCCCAAAUCCCCUUCCCAUGAGGAAUCUGUUUCAGCAGUGUAUCUGAUUGAGAUACAGUUGAACUGCUGAUGUGUAACAUUGGUUGGGCAGGGGAGAGAAGAAAGAGUAAAAUUAUUUUGUUUUAAAGUGAGUGUGAUUGACCAUUACUUUUUAAAAUAUAUUUUGUGCUCAUUAAGUUGCAGAGUGCCAGCACUGGGGAAUAACGGAACACUACACCUCCCCCCAACAUGUUUUCACCCUAGUAGUAGGUCUGGGUCUCUUCAGUUGGGUACCACAUGGGGCUGUUAAAAGCUCUGUAGGCCACUUGCCCGAGAUGCACCUUAACCCCAAUCUCAGAAAGUCCUUGCUGAGUGUAGGUUUCCUGCCAUUAACUGCUCCUGCUGGGCCUUCAAUCUCAGCCGAGCCUUUCAGGCUAUUGGUCCGGGCUGGAUUUGAACCCCAAGCUUGAAGGGGUGGAAGGGCAGCUCCACUGGCCUUCACUGUAAAACAAAAAUGAGUUGAUCUGGUGUCUCCCCAUUCUCAAUUGUCCCACUUUUUUGGAUAUCAGCUUGGAAAGAGUGUUUGACUGCAGAUAGAUUGGACAGCACUCCGUAGCCGUACCCAACGUCAUGGCAACAGAUGCUGAUCAAGUUAGGGUUCAAUCAAAACUUAACCAUUUGGUGAUAAGAGGACAAUUAUUGUCAUUAAAAGUAUUAGUAAUCCGCCUCCCAUUAAAAGUCUCAUCCUUAAGCUAUCACCAAACUACAGUAAAACCUAACCAAGUUGACUGCUUUGGCAUGCUGGUCAGAAUGAUGCAGUCAGGCUCAUACAGGAUCUCAGCAUCAGGCACAUUUACACUUUACUCUUGGCACUACAGUUGACCCUAAGUAAAUUUGGGAGGGCGCAAGUUAAUUUAAAUUAGAGCUCUAUUAUCAUCUGGGUAUAAGCACAAUUUAAUUCAGGCACUACUUGCUACUGAAAACUUACUUGUUAUGUUUGAGAAUCUUAACAUAAAUGUGCCUGUCAACCUCCUGCGACUGGUCCGUAUUGUGCAAAGGUUUGGCAAGGGAGUAUCAUAAACUGGAAAGCUAAACUUCUGAAGUUCAGUCUUCACAAUGAGCUGUAAUAUCACCUUAGCCCGGUGAUAGCUGGUCCUAUAAUUGCUACCAAGAUUCAACAAGGGAGGAGCUUUAAGAACAUUGAUCAUUGUCUCCAUCCUUCAACAACUUUUUGGUCAGUGGGUCAAAUUAAUCUAUCUUGAAACUGAGGCGUAAGGGGUUGGGGGGGGGGGGGGGGGGGUAUAGAAGGUGAGCCUUGAAGCGCUUGAGGUUGCUGUUAGCUGAAUUACAAAGGUUGCACAAUUGGGCUCAACUACAGGAAUGCAAAGUGCACUCUGACAGGUGGAGUUACCAUUCAUAGGGGGUGAUGGCUGGUUAUUGUACAAGAAUGUUGCAAUUACAGAGACUGGGUUAGGAAUCAUAGGUCAUAUGCUGUGAACCAUACACAUUUCUGUGUGUAAAUAGAUUGAUUCUGAAUUUUUUAAUUUAACUGAUAUUGUUUACCUGUUUUAUUUGUGUCCAAGUUGUUUUUAGGUGGUGGGCAAAGGGAAGAAAAACCUGAAAUUAGUAACAGGAUGGAAGUUUCUAAAUCCCCUAUAGGUUAGGAAUCAGUGUCUAGCAUAACGGGAGGGUUUGCUGGUUAUACAGCAUGCUCAUCCUUACUUGCAACUAAGGGAGAAUUUAAGGUGCAAUUUCAAAAUGAAAAUACCUGCAUGUCCAAACAAAGGCUUCAAAGGAAUCUUUCUUACCCAUAAAUUAUCAUCACCCACUGAUCCACUAUCCCAGAAUAUCACUACACCUGAGGGAUACAUUGCUCAAAUGUGAGAUUUGAUUGGAGGGCAGAAGUAGGGAUACCUACUGCAGUGAAGCCAGGCCCUUCACUUUCCCUUCCAACUUGUAACUGCAAAGGAAUAUUCAAAGCCCUUGAGGCAUUCUUCCACUUAUAAUAAUCCCAGGGUUGUAAGUGGAUAGCAUUACACCAUAAUUCAUAUAGUGUUGAGUGUAGGUACCUGUACCCAUGCCUUUGCCAGCCUUUAUUUUAAUGCUACAGCUCUUAAAGUGCCCCCCUUGGAGCAAGCAUUUUGAGGAGCAUUCCAUCUGGUGGCCUGUUACUGUUGCAGUCCAACACACCAUGCCACGUCAGAACAGUUUGAGCACUUCUCCGAAGUUUUCAAAAGCCACACCAUGGUCAUGGAGCUACGGUGGUGAAAUAAAAUAUAUUUCUCUUCAUAGCAUUCACGCAUUGUGUUAAUAAAACCCACUUAGAUUCUUCAAUUCUGUGGGACUUGGGUAAGAAGCUCAACAUGAAGUUGCCAGUAUUAAUUACAGGAGUCUUUGGAAAGCUGGCUGUGGAGAUAUGAUGCGGAGCCUUUGUUUUGCAGGGAAAGGAGCUGGUGACAUGUCUGGAAGAAUCAGGACUUUGCAGGUAGAAUCCCAUUGCUCCUUGUGUCCCAAGGAGUGGGACACGUGGGGAAAAAUAGACAGCAGCCUCCUCAACUCCACUUUUUCUCCCAUUCUCACUCCAAAUUCAACUCUCAAAAGUUGAUCCGUUAUCUCGAGUGCUGAGUGAAGUGUGACAUUUAAGAAUCUUCAACUCAAUACUGUUUUUGCAUCUGCAAUGCUUGCUAGAAGUUGGAGGGUGCACCUAUGUAGAACUUCCAGUAUUACGGAGCUGUGGAUGAAACAAUUCAACAUAACACAGAAAAGGCUGGAAAUAUUGAGCAGUACAGGAAGCGUCUAUGGAAAGAGAGACAGACAGACAUCCAGAGCAAAUGUUUUGGUGGAUGGAAGAUUGAAUGUUAAUUCAUAGUUCUUUUUCCAUGGAAGCUGCCUGACCUGCUGAAUGUUUCUGUUUUUAUUUCUAUUUCUUAUUUUUCCAGCAUCUACAAUAUUUUGCUUUUGUGACAAUUCUGCCUGAUGACAUUUGGUGCUGCAUUUCUGCACGUGGCUUCUUGUUCAGCGUUGUCAGCAAUCCUUUCCCCCCCCCCCCAAAAAAAAAAGUAAAGAUCUGGUGUGGAUCCAUAGCCUGUUUAGAGAGUCUCUGGGUUGGCGUUUUGCAAAAGGACACAUUUGUUGAUUAGUCUCCUAUUGCAUCUAGCUCUAGAUUUGUAUUUGUGAUGGAGAUGUUUGUUUGGCUGGGAUUCACAUACAGGAGUUUAUGUUCUACAGCUGAUAGAAAAUCAUUUUCUCUGAUCUUAAUUUAUAAUGGUCAAUUGACACUGUCUUUGUUUGGUACUGUGACAUAAAGUGAGGGCCAGGGCUCAACUGGGCCCAGCUUUGCCAGCCCAAAAUCCUUGUAUUUGUUUUUUUUUCCCCCUUUUAAUCAGUUUGGGUAGGGUCUUCUGUUUGGAAGUAGAAACUGCAGGAUUGCACAGUCUUAUCAUUGUACUGUAGAAAUGUUGCAUUGUAAAAUUCCAAUUAAAACUGACAUUCUUUCUACA
Molecule: messenger RNA, 10999 nt
Organism: Chiloscyllium plagiosum (whitespotted bambooshark)
Lineage: Eukaryota; Metazoa; Chordata; Chondrichthyes; Orectolobiformes; Hemiscylliidae
Product: casein kinase I-like
Biological process (GO): protein phosphorylation
Molecular function (GO): ATP binding; protein serine/threonine kinase activity
Source: RefSeq, a predicted model, not a curated record